AUGCCUGUUUGUUUUGGACAAGAUGACUUUACAACACUUGUAGAAAAGGAUAAAAGCUGUGGAAGCAAGAGGGGACUAAUUAAGGCCUCACAGAGAAUAAAAGACAACAAAUCAAGACAAGCAGGACUCAAUAUUGUCAGUUCAGAACAAAGGGCAGCAACAAACUUUGUUGCAUUCCAUGCUGUGCUUACCCCUAGUGCUAUACAUAAUCUUGGAAGCAAUGAGAACAUAAGAUUUGACAGAGUUCUGUUAAAUGAGGGACAUGGCUACCAUAAUCAACAUGGACUCUUCAUUACUCCAAAACCUGGAUUCUAUCUUUUCUCAGUUACUUUGGCAACAUAUUAUGGUAGACCAUUUUAUGCUGUAUUAAUGAAAAAUGGAGCAAGAUUAGUAAGCUUAUCUGGUAAUGGUCAAUAUUCAGGAAGUUAUCUUGACCAAAGUUCAAUUACCAUAGUAACCAAACUCAACGCUGGUGAUGAAGUAUGGGUGGUGCAUAUGACUCCAGUAGAUGGUUCUAUCUUGGGAAAUUAUUACAGUAGUUUUACUGGUGUUUUACUUGCUGACUUUUAAUAACAGAAAUUUAUUA
This is a messenger RNA of Ruditapes philippinarum (Manila clam), 586 nucleotides long. RefSeq names its product heavy metal-binding protein HIP-like. The record is from RefSeq and is a predicted model, not a curated record. NCBI's taxonomy places the organism in Eukaryota, Metazoa, Mollusca, Bivalvia, Venerida, Veneridae. The transcript is spliced from 3 exons. The coding region runs from base 1 to 570 and encodes 189 amino acids. Gene Ontology annotation, molecular function: protein binding.